Messenger RNA from Brassica napus (rape), 1639 nucleotides. RefSeq names its product NEDD8-activating enzyme E1 catalytic subunit-like. The transcript is spliced from 9 exons. The record is from RefSeq and is a predicted model, not a curated record. Gene Ontology annotation, cellular component: cytoplasm; nucleus. The coding region runs from base 134 to 1483 and encodes 449 amino acids. Lineage: Eukaryota; Viridiplantae; Streptophyta; Magnoliopsida; Brassicales; Brassicaceae. Gene Ontology annotation, molecular function: NEDD8 activating enzyme activity. Gene Ontology annotation, biological process: protein neddylation.
CGAGAUUCGGACAAGAGUGUGUGUAGCUUUGGUCCGACUCCUUCAAUUGUUCGUGUUCUCCUCCGUCAUUACUUUCGGUGAAUCGCCACUCUCUCUUCCUCUUCCUCUUCGUCUUCCUCGUCUUUGGGUUUCAAUGGCCGAUCUCGAAGCUCCUCAGAGUAAGACGAGAGACCUCGACAAGCUUCUUCUCAGAGCAGGGAAUCUCGUCGGGCCGGACUUCUAUCCCGGAGCCGAACUGAGGGAUGACAUAAGAGACUAUGUCAGAAUCUUAGUGGUUGGUGCUGGUGGAUUAGGUUGCGAGCUCCUCAAGGACUUGGCUCUUUCAGGGUUUCGUAAUCUUGAUGUGAUUGACAUGGAUCGCAUCGAGGUCACCAAUCUCAAUCGCCAGUUCCUCUUCAGGCUUGAAGACGUUGGAAAGCCUAAGGCGGAGGUAGCAGCAAAGCGUGUGAUGGAGAGAGUGAGUGGAGUGGAGAUUGUGCCGCAUUUUUCACGUAUAGAAGACAAAGAGCUUGACUUUUAUAACGAUUUUAAUAUCAUUGCUCUUGGUCUUGAUUCCAUUGAAGCUAGGAGAUACAUCAAUGGUGUAGCUUGUGGCUUUCUUGAGUACGAUGAAGAUGAUACCCCGAGAAGAGAAACAAUCAAGCCGAUGGUAGAUGGAGGAACAGAAGGUUUCAAGGGUCAUGCUAGAGUUAUCGUCCCUGGAGUUACGCCCUGUUUCGAGUGCACGAUUUGGCUUUUCCCACCUCAAGUGAAGUUUCCUUUGUGCACUCUUGCGGAAACACCUAGGAAUGCAGCUCACUGCAUUGAAUACGCUCAUCUCAUUAAGUGGCAUGAGGUUCAUGGUGGAAAGUCCUUUGAUCCUGAUGAGCCAGAACAUAUGAAGUGGGUCUAUGAUGAGGCUAUCAAGAGAGCCGAGCUUUUUGGAAUUCCAGGUGUCACAUACUCUCUCACACAAGGUGUGGUGAAAAACAUUAUUCCGGCGAUUGCAUCCACCAACGCUAUUAUAUCAGCAGCUUGUGCCUUAGAGACCUUGAAGAUUGUGUCUGGAUGCAGCAAAACACUUGCAAACUAUCUUACGUAUAACGGUGGAGAGGGUCUCCACACGAAAGUGACUGAGUUCGUGAGAGACCAAGACUGUCUUGUAUGUGGUCCAGGCAUUCUGAUUGAGCUGGACACAUCAAUUACUUUGCAAAAGUUCAUUGACAUGCUUGAAGAACAUCCGAAGCUACUAUUGUCGAAAGCAAGUGUCAAACACGGCAAAGAUAGCCUGUACAUGCAGGCGCCUCCGGUUCUAGAAGAAAUGCACAGACCAAACCUAAGCAAGCCGCUCUAUGACCUCAUGGGAAGAGUCCAGAAGGACACUGUCCAUGUGUUUGGCACAGGACUCAAGAACGAAGAGAAACAUUCAAGCUUAACGAAGCUAAGGGUUGUUUUCAAAGGAGCUGAUGGUGUUACAGACAUGGAUACAGCUAUUGGAGCAUGAAUUGUGAGAGAGAAACAAUCCUUUGAUCGCAGCUAGAUCCAUUAAAAGAUAAUUGGACAGCUUUGACUUGUCCCGUUCUUAUUAUUGGUUCUGUCGUUAAUAGCUGUGACAGCAAAUUCUUAAUGCGUGACGGAAAUAAAAAUGUUUCACUCCAAC